Dreissena polymorpha is the source of this 963-nucleotide messenger RNA. RefSeq names its product peroxidase-like protein. The coding region runs from base 1 to 963 and encodes 320 amino acids. Lineage: Eukaryota; Metazoa; Mollusca; Bivalvia; Myida; Dreissenidae. Gene Ontology annotation, biological process: response to oxidative stress. Gene Ontology annotation, molecular function: heme binding; peroxidase activity. The transcript is spliced from 6 exons. The record is from RefSeq and is a predicted model, not a curated record.
AUGAACGGCGAGAAGCUAGAAGUGACCAGCUUCAAGUACUUGGGAGCAACCCUGCCCAAGCAUGGCACCAGCAGUAACGCUGAGGUCCGAAUAAGAAUCGCCAUUGCGACCGAAGCGAUGGCUAGACUGAGCAGGUUGUGGAAAAGCAGCUACACCAGUUUCCUCACCAGUGACCUUUUGCUGUUUUCGGGGCUCGUUUGCCUCGCGGCGCACACCGCAUGGGGACGUCUGAUGGAGAACACAGUUUCACCACCCAUAGACGAUCCUUCCCAGGAUAAGGAGGGCUCGGUUCUUUCGAGGGCCCAGAUGGAAGCGGCUUUGGACUCCAGUGUAACGGAUGCAGUCUCAGAAAUGGACGCCGCUCUUGCGCUUGAUAAAAGCGCGUUUGAUGCUGGUAUUGACCGGGUGGUUCCUGCAGCCACUGACCUUGUUGGUCCCCACUUGCUGACCACUUCCGCCGCGCUGGAGAUAGAAAAGCCCGGACAGGCGUUACUCCAGGUGGCCAAGUCCGCCAUCUCACGUCUCAAAAUCAAGGACCCUUCGGCGUUCUUCAGUGAAAGAAUUCCAUUUUCUGAUAUCGACAUAUCUUUGGAUCCCUUUCGGUGCCCGUACAGCCCGCCCACGUGCCCUUCCGGGGUUAAAUAUAGAACAGCAGACGGCUCCUGUAACAACUUGCUUAACCCUCUGUGGGGUCGCUCGCAGACACCCUUCGAGCGAUAUUUGUAUCCGGCAUAUGACGACGUAAUCUCGCAUCCCAGGACUAAAAGCGUGUUGGGGGGAGAUUUGCCAAACGUUCGCAAGAUCAGCCGCGACUUCCACACCAACCUGAUGAUCUUCCAGCCGAACAUGAACCACAUGACCAUGCAGUACGGGCAGUUCCUCAGCCAUGAUAUACAGUUCAACGCACUGUCUCAAGGCCAAUAUGGUUCCAAUAUAGAUUGCUGUGAAAGACCUGAUAGGUGA